Pundamilia nyererei is the source of this 3189-nucleotide messenger RNA. It is a transcript of the gene nop14, whose product is annotated as NOP14 nucleolar protein homolog (yeast). The coding region runs from base 219 to 2807 and encodes 862 amino acids. NCBI's taxonomy places the organism in Eukaryota, Metazoa, Chordata, Actinopteri, Cichliformes, Cichlidae. Gene Ontology annotation, biological process: maturation of SSU-rRNA. The record is from RefSeq and is a predicted model, not a curated record. Gene Ontology annotation, cellular component: small-subunit processome; Noc4p-Nop14p complex; nucleolus. The transcript is spliced from 19 exons.
CACCGGAAGUACCUCAUGUCUGCUCUAUUGUGGUGAACUUUCACCUUAGGCUGUGCACGCUGGAAGAAAUGGAAACUCAGUGAAGCAACGUGGGCAGGGAUAUAUUAAACAAUUAUUUCUUGAAUUUAGUGUCGCUGAAGCUUUUCCUCCUAAUCUUUUGUUCCGCCUGGACUUAAUCCGACGCGGCUCAAAGGUGAGCACCUCCUGUCUGUGAAAAUAUGGGGAAGGCGCCGAAGAAGAGGAGCCUUGCUGACAAGGUGCGAAAGACCAAAACCUCCUCUGAGAUCAAAAACAACCCGUUUGAGGUGAAAAUCAACAGAAAGAAAUUUGAUGUCCUGGGGAGAAAAAGCAAGCAUGAUGUGGGUCUGCCCGGUGUAUCUCGAUCCAAAGCCGUCAAUAAGAGAAAAGAGACCCUGCUGAAGGAAUACAAACAGAAGAACAGAUGCAGCAAAUUUAUUGACAGACGUUUUGGAGAGUAUGACACCAAGAUGGCACCCGAAGACAAAAUUCUCCAGAGGUUCACGAUGGAGAGACAGCGCGUCCAUGAGAAGAAGGACGUGUACAACCUGAAUGAGGAGGAAGAGCUGACUCAUUAUGGCCAGUCUUUGGCUGAAAUGGAGAAAUUCAAUGAUGUUGUGAAUAGCGAUGAUGAAUCAGAAGAAAAGGGUCUAUUGUCUGCUGAGCUCACUGCGUCCCACUUCGGAGGAGGAGGUGGUCUCCUCAGGAAGAAGGCAUUGGGGGAGGAGGAGGAGGGAGGCCAGAGGGCAAAAUCCAGGCAGGAGCUCAUUGAAGAGCUCAUCCAGAAGUCCAAGCAGGAGAAGAGGGAACGCCAGGUGCAGAGAGAGGAGGCCCAGGAGCUGACCGAGAAGCUGGAUCAAGACUGGAAGAACAUACAGUCUCUGAUGGUGAAAAAGACGCCCAAAGCUGACAAACAGGAGGAGAAACCCAAACUGGAGGAAUAUGACAUGAUGGUCAGAGAGCUCGGCUUUGAGAUGAAGGCUCAGCCCUCAGAGAAGAUGAAAACUCCAGAGGAGCUAGCCAAGGAAGAGAGAGAGAAGCUGCAGAAACUCGAGGCUGACCGUCUCAGGAGGAUGAUGGGAGAGGAAGUCGUGGAAGGUGCACAAAGUCAGAUUCACUUCUCUGCUGAUGACCUCAAUGACGGCUUCAUUCUGGAUAAGCAUGACAAGAAGACUCUGGCUUAUCAGGAUGGAAAAUGGAACAUGGGGGAGGAGGAAGAAGAAGAUGAGGCUGAAGAUGAAGAAGGAGAGGGCGAGAGCAGUGAGGAACAGGAAUCGGAUGCAGAGGAGGAUGAAGUUGAGGAAGAAGAAGAAGAAGAGGAGGAGGAGGAAGAAGAGGAGGGAAGUGGUGAAGAUGAUGGCCACUCAGACCUCGAGUCUGAGGAAGAAAGCGAAAAUGAGGAGGAGGAAGAGGCCAGUCCCAAGCCGAAGAAGACUCUCAGCAAAGAGGAAGUGAAGGUCCAGCAGGAGGCAGCCAAAGCAGAGCUCCCAUACACAUUUGCUGCCCCUGAGAGCUACAACGAUCUGAAGGAUAUGCUACGUGGUCACACCUCUGACAACCAGCGCCUCAUUGUGGCCAGAACUCAAAAGAGCAACCACCCCAGUUUGGCUGUAGGCAAUAAACUCAAACUGCAGAAACUUUUUGGCUUUCUGUUGGAGUACAUCGGAGAGCUGGCCACUAGGAGUCCACCUGAACUUAGCACCAUUGAUAAGCUCAUACCCGAGGUGUACGCUCUGUGCCAGAUGUUUCCAGAUGCAGCCUGUAAGGCUAUGCAGAGCAUCCUCGGAGAUGCCGCUCAUAGCAUGGAAGAGACACUUGAGGUCAAAGGUCACGCAGCUUUCCCUACACUAGACAUGCUCAUCUACCUUAAGGUGACAGCCCUGCUGUUUCCUACCUCAGACUUCAGGCACCCAGUUACAACUCCAGCGCUGCUUUUCAUCAGCCAGGCUCUCACCAAGUGCCCAGUGAGAUCAUUACAGGACCUAACAUCAGGUUUAGUUCUGUGCUCUCUGGGAGUGGAGUAUGUCUCUUUUUCAAAGCGCUUCCUGCCUGAGCUCAUCAACUUCCUGGUUGGGACGCUACACCUGGCAGUGCAGGACAAGGCAUCUUUGGGUUACAUUGUGGUGCCACCCUUCAGAGCAUCAGGAAAAUACAGCGAUCUUUUAGUGCUGUCAUCGUCAGAGUCCUGCAGGAGCUGGAGCAAAAAAAGCCUCCCACUCUCUGCUACUCAGCAGCUGGACCUCGAAAACGACCCUGAUAGAGAUACCCACAGGUUAACGUGUUUGUCUACUUGCCUCGACCUGGUGAAGAGGUGCUGCUUGCUCUACAAAGACCUCCCCUCCUUCACACACAUCUUUCAGCCAAUCAGAACGCUUCUUUCAAAACAUCUUUCCACCCAAACAUUACCAGAGCCAUUACAGGAGCUUGGCAGUGAGAUCGUGGAGGCCAUUAGCAGCACGCCUGUGACUCAGAGUGCGCUUGUUUUUGACAAGAGAAAGCCUAUUCCUCUGAAGCUGCUCACGCCCAAGAUUGUUGAAGUGCUGGACUAUGGAAAGAAGCGUGGCAGCACCAGAGAGGAGAGAGAGAAGGAGCGACUAAAGCAUAAAUACAAGAGGGAGUUUAAGGGCGCUCUGAGAGAGAUCAGGAAGGACUCACGCUUCCUGGCCAGAGAGAAGCUCAACGAGGUCAUGAACAGGGAUGCAGAGAGAAAGAGAAAAGUGAAAGAGCUGAUGGGCAGUCUGGCCACCCAGGAGGGAGAGUGGAAAUCCCUGAAGAGGAAGAAGAAGUGAAAUAUUUAAUCUCCACCAGUUCUCCCCAUUGUCUGAUCAUUUUCAAAUGGAUCGCUCCAGUUCAGCUGUGGAUCACAUGUAUAAGGUUGAAAUAUAUGGAAUAUACAGCUGAGAGUUCUCUGUCAUGAUUGCACACCAUGUUAUCAUAUAUUCCCAUGUAGGCGUUUGAUGUGACAAUUGGAUACUGCUGUUGGAAGUGUCAGUCCACAAAGGAACAGAGGAGUGAAUAUUUUGCUCGCAUUUCCCUUUUUAAAAAAAACCAGAAACCAUCACAACGUUAUGCUGUUGUGUGUGCUGUCAACAGUGGCUAUACUUUUCCAAUAAAGAAGGUCAGGGUUACUCCCACUAUGAUAAAAAUGUAAAUAAAUUUACAGCACAUGGA